Amphiprion ocellaris (clown anemonefish) is the source of this 8514-nucleotide messenger RNA. It is a transcript of the gene evi5l, whose product is annotated as ecotropic viral integration site 5 like. Lineage: Eukaryota; Metazoa; Chordata; Actinopteri; Pomacentridae. The record is from RefSeq and is a predicted model, not a curated record. The transcript is spliced from 20 exons. The coding region runs from base 532 to 3102 and encodes 856 amino acids.
CCACAGGACGCCAGCCAUUCUGUGUGAUUUACUCGCUGUGACUGAUGCGGCCGUUAAUAGCAACAUCCCCGCUGAACCGUCGGCUCUGUCACACGGCUGUCAUGGUCCUCUCAGCCUCCGGAGACAUUUCUCUCCUCUGAUUUCGGUUCGCGGACGGAAAACCCCCCGCACAGGAGCUAUCGAAGCAGCGGUGCGACGCGGCGCUGCCUCCCUCCCGGUUUGUUCGGCGGCAGGAGGAGGAUGGCACUGCGCCGGACGGGCUCUGUCUGUCUGUCUGUCCUCGGUGGUCCAUUAAGAUUUUAAUUAGCCUGAUAAGACGCCGUUUGACAUUUACGACGGUCCGGCGUGGGGAGCGACCAUAAACGCACCGCUCCGAUUAUGGAAAAGGAGUGCAGGUUUAAAGACCUCUGAUCGUAUUGGCACCAGGGCCAGCCAGGUGGCCACUCAGCCGACAACCAGGUCCACUGAGAUCCACAGGGAGACCCUCCUACCAGACCUCCACUGCUGCACCCGCCCCCCUCCAUCCUCAACAUGUCUAUCCCCAGCGGCAGCCCAGAAAGAGAGGGCUCUGGUGGGACACCUCCUCAGCUCGAGUGCCCUUCUUCCCCUCCCGGCAUGGACGCAGACCCCCCGUCCACAGGCAGCCCGGUGCUCAGCCCAGAUUCUUCUUCCCACGAUGCAGUGCUGUCAGCACCAGCAGCCUCUCCAGCAGACUCUGAGAAUCUGAGUCCUGAUGAACUGGAGCUGCUGGCCAAACUGGAGGAGCAGAACAGGCUGCUGGAGGCUGAUUCCAAGUCCAUGCGGUCGAUGAGCGGCUCGCGACGCAACAGCGGCUCCUCACUGGUGUCGAGCUCCUCGGCCUCCUCGAACCUGUCGCACCUGGAGGAAGACACCUGGAUCUUAUGGGGACGCAUAGUCAACGAGUGGGAGGAGUGGAGACGCAAGAAGGACAAACUCCUGAAGGAGUUAAUCAGGAAGGGAAUCCCUCAUCAUUUCCGGGCCAUCGUCUGGCAGCUGCUGGGUAACGCCACUGACAUGCCGGUGAAGAACCAGUACUCCGAGCUGCUGAAGAUGUCCUCCCCCUGCGAGAAGCUCAUCCGCCGAGACAUCGCCCGCACCUACCCCGAGCACGAGUUCUUCAAAGGCCAGGACAGCCUGGGACAAGAAGUCCUCUUCAACGUCAUGAAGGCGUACUCUCUGGUGGAUCGAGAAGUGGGCUACUGCCAAGGCAGCGCGUUCAUCGUUGGCUUGCUUCUAAUGCAGAUGCCAGAGGAGGAGGCGUUUUGCGUUUUUGUGCGUCUGAUGCAGGAGUAUCGUCUGAGGGAACUGUUCAAACCCAGCAUGGCAGAGCUCGGCCUCUGCAUCUACCAGUUUGAAUAUCUGCUACAGGAGCAGCUUCCAGAGCUGAAUGUCCAUUUCCGCUCCCAGAGUUUCCACACAUCGAUGUACGCCUCGUCCUGGUUCCUCACCCUUUUUCUCACCUUCCUCCCUCUGCCUGUCGCCACACGCAUCUUUGAUAUUUUCAUGUAUGAGGGCCUAGAGAUUAUCUUCCGUGUGGGUUUGGCCAUCCUGCAGUACAACCAGACUGACCUCAUCCAGCUGGACAUGGAGGGCAUGUCGCAGCAUUUCCAGAAGGUGAUCCCCCACCAGUUUGACAGCUGUCCAGACAAGCUGAUUCUCAGGGCCUACCAGGUCAAAUACAACCCCAAGAGGAUGAAGAAGCUUGAGAAAGAAUACACCACAAUCAAGAACAAAGAAAUGGAGGAACAGAUUGAGAUUAAGAGGUUACGCACAGAAAACAGGCUGCUGAAGCAAAGGAUUGAGACGCUUGAGAAGGAGAGUGCUGCUCUGGCAGACAGGCUGAUCCAGGGUCAGGUAACGAGGGCGCAGGAAGCCGAGGAGAACUAUGUGAUCAAGCGGGAGCUGGCGGUGGUGAGGCAGCAGUGCAGCACGGCCAGCGAGAGCCUGGAGAAAGCCCAGGACACCAUCCGAGAGCUGCAGCAGCAGAAGUACACGGAGCCGUUUGUGAGCAACCUGCAGACCCAGCUGGAGCAGUCGAGGCUGCGUGAGGCCGAGCUGCUCGGAGCGCUGAAGGAAAUGCAAGACAAGGUGCUCGACCUGGAGAAGAGGAGCAGUUGCCUGCCGGAUGAGAACAACAUGGCCGCCCUGCAGGAAGAGGUGAAGCAGAUGAAGCUGAGGGAGCUGGAGACACUGCGCUCAUUCAGAGAGAUGCAGGACACUGUCACUGAGCUGAACCAGCGCUGGCAGCAUCAUAUGUCCCGCGGCAGCAGCACCGGUGGAGGCGGCGGACACUGGAAAGAAUCCCCGAAGAAGAACGCCAUGAACGAGCUGCAGGACAAACUGAUGACAGUCAGACUGAGGGAGGCUCAGGCUCAGGCUGAACUCCGAGAGGUCAAACUCAAAGCUCUGCAGCUGGAGAGUCAGAACCAGAUCCACAGCAAACUGAUUGGUCGCAACGAGCAGGAACGCUCCGCCCUGCAGGACCGACUACAGAUGCUGGCCAAUCAGAACAAAGCUCUGCAGGCCCAACUCAACGAGAUGAAAAGGAAACAGGCUGAGUCCGACUGCAAGAGUAAGGAGGAGGUGAUGGCAGUGCGACUGAGGGAAGCAGACAGUAUGGCUGCCAUGGCUGAACUCAGGCAGAAGAUCGCUGAACUCGAGAUACAGAAGGAGGAAGGGCUGAUCCAGGGCCAGCUGAACCACUCAGACUCCAGACAGUACAUCAACCAGCUCCGGGACCAGAUCACUGAGCUCAAGAACGAGGUCAGGCUGUUGCGCGGGCAGAAAGCAGCCCCCAGCUCCAGGCUCAGCGGUGGUGGAGGAAGUACCAACUACCAAGAUCUCUGCCUGGCCAGCCCUGCCUCCGCUGAGGGGGACUACCUCAGUUCGGACGAGGACCUCCUCCCCAGCCCACUGCCUGCCACCGCCCUCUACCCCAGCUUGUCCGGCCCAUGCCACCCGUCUGCCCGCCUCGACAGUGAAGGCAGCACGGACAGCGAGGCAGAAGAGCGAGUUCAGACACAUCCGGACCCACAGCAGCUAUAUGGCAGCAUGGUGUGUGCCGAGGCACUGGAUAACUGAGACCUGCAGAGGGGUGCAGUGAUUUCUUUGGAAUUCUUUGACCUAACGAGAUACUGGAGCUCUACAGGACAAACUGCUACAGUAAACUGGGGUUGUACUAUCCAUCCCAGUCCUCCUCCUCCUCGGCUUUUCCAGUGUUUACCUUUUACUUGAUGCAGACAUAGUGGCAUUGAUUGGACCUCUUCUGGUCAUCACUACCUGUUGUCUCCGCUCCUGUUGCCGUCUCCACCACCUUGUUGCCCACAAUGUUCAGUCCUGUGUUCCCCGACAAGGAGGUAAUGUAAAGCCUCUCUCCUCCUUCCCACGUGUAAUUGCACCAGAAACUGUCCGUCGAGAUGCAUAUCCAUCUAAACAUGAACACAUGACAUGCAUACAAACAAAAUAUACUGAAAAGCCGGACCAGCACGACUGUUGCUGCUCGAGAUCCACCACUGGACCUGAAUCUGUGGCUGUGGUGAGGAAUGAAUGAUGGGUAGACAGACAGAAAAUAAUUCCUCCCUCUCCCUGUAAACGGAAUAAUAGACACUUGACACACUGUGUACUCUGUCUGCCCUUAUAUUACUCUCCUUCCUGAUUGGUUCAGAAUUAAAUCCAUCCUCAUCCUCCCUUUACCCCUUUUUACACUUCUCAUAAGGAAGCCUCACAUCCAUCUUCACUGCCUUCAGGAAAAAAAAACUUCUAUCAGCCAUCUGUUCACCUCUGUGUAGACCAAGUGUUAAAAAGAACAUUCAAUGACCUUGACGAGAACACACACAUCAAUAUCAAACUGGUAGGGAUAUCACAAGAUGGCAUUCAGAAGUGAAUCAUUAGCAUACUAAAUAUUUGUGUUGUUUUGUGUGGCUUGCAGAAGACAAGAGGGCAAGCCAUUUCCUGUGAAAGCUUAUUCACAAUAACCCACAAAAAAGGAAGAAACUCAAUGUUGCCAAAUCUUUAGUUUUGUUUUUUUUUUAUUAUUUUUGUGUUGUAAUUUAUUUUGAUAUUUUUUGAUAUGAAACUGUAGGAGUGUAGAGAUACCGACAGAGGCCAAACUUUCUGCACCGUCCUUUGUGCCAACUUGUCUGUCACAAGUUUACUGUGAUACUGAGUGUUUCAGAGACAGAAAAUGUGCUGCUAUGAUUUUGGAUUUAUUCCUUCCAUUUUGUUCUUGUUGUUAUUUUUUAAAUUUUAUUUUAUUUUACUUUGUUCAACCUGACAGUAACUCUGCUAUACAUUAGGUUAACAGUUACUGUGCAGAGCAAUCACAUCUAAAAAAAAGAACUGAAUAGUUUAGCUUCCUCUCUGGAGCUGCUCGACUUUUAGUAGUGAUGGGAAAAGUUUCCUUCAAAAACCAACACUGUUAUGUGUGACCCAAUAGGAAUAGUUGGACAUUUUGGCAAAUGCUGUCGCACUGAGAUUGACAUGAGAAGAUUGACACCACUCCAAUGUCUCUCUGAGGCCUUUAGCUUUCUGUGCUGCUUUAUCAUCUAUUUUACUAUAAAUGGAACCGUAAUUUGAAUAGAAUUCAAAAUCCUUCUUCUGACAUAUAAAGCUCUUAACAACCAAUCUCCAUCAUAUCUUAAAGACCUGAUAGUACCAUAUUAUCCUAGCAGAACUCUUCGCUCUCAAACUGCAGGCUUACUUGUUGUUCCUAGAAUCUCUAAAAGUAGAAUGGGAGGCAGAGCCUUCAGUUAUCAGGCACCUCUCCUGUGGAACCAGCUCCCAGUUUGGGUUCGGGAGGCGGACACCCUCUCUAUUUUUAAGACCAGGCUUAAAACCUUCCUUUUCGACAAAGCUUAUAGUUAGGGCUGACUGGGGGACCCUGACGGGGUAUGCUGGUGUUUUCAUUUGCACAACUGACUUCCCCUCUUGACGUCCCUUUAGUUUGCCCCUAGUUAUGCUGCUAUAGGCCUAGGCUGCUGGGGAACCUCUCUUGAUGCACUGAGCCCUUCUCUAACUACCUAUGUAUUUACUAUAUAUACCAUUAUUGCAUUACAUUCACUCUGUUUCUUUCUGUGUCCUUUCUCCGAGUGUCCCUGGUCCCAGAGCUGGAUGCUGGAUGCUUCAGAUGUGUGGCUGUGUUUUAUGGUCCUUGUGUCCCACCCCCCCACCUCUCUAUCUCUACCCCUCUAUCUGUAUCCCUCUAUCUCUACCUCUCUACCUAUACCCCUCUACUUCUAUCCCUCUAUCUCUACCUUUCUACCUCUUCUGUCCCUCUCAACCCGCCCGGCCAGCAGGCAGAUGGGUCCCCCCACAUUAGAGCCGGGUUCUGCUCGAGGUUUUUUUCCCUGUUAAAAGGGUGUUUUCCUUGCCACUGUCGCCUUUUGGCUUGCUCUGGGGGUCAGGCAUAUGGGUUCUGUAAAGCGUCUCGAGACAAUUUGACUGUAAUUGGCGCUAUAUAAAUAAAAUUGAAUUGAAUUGAAUUGAAUUAAUUUACAAAACAAACACCAUGCUAUGUUAAAAAAGACUUGAAAGUAGCAAGUGCACCAUAAAUACAUUAGGAGAACGGUUACUGAGGCAAGAAAUCAAGUAAGACGUAGGGUCAUUUUCUCAUAGAUUUCUAUAUAAUCUGACUUUAGAGGAGUCACCCCCUGCUGGCUGUUAGAAGGAAUGCAGCAUGUGCACUGACUAUAUUUUUCAGUCCGGGAGUCUACGUUCAUCUUUUAUAUUUAGUCAAUGGUUUAAGCCCAACUUGUUUUUAUACUUUAAGAUUAAAGCAGGACUAUGUAGCUUUUACUGAACAAAGGCCGUCAGUGCUAUAAUGAUAAUGUCUCACACAUUGUGCAACAUUAGCACAAGUAGAAGAGGGUCAUAAAGCCAGUAAACUGAAUUAGUAAUGUUAACUACAUAGCAAUAUCUUGCUAGUGUAACACUCCUGAGAUGAUAUAGUAGAGCAUUUUAAUUAAACUUUGAAUUGGUAAAUAGAAGAAUUUCAUCUUUCAUACAUGACAUAGUUUUGGCUGUUUCCUCUUUCUUCUAGUCUUCAUGCUAGCUAAGCUAACUCAGUUCCAAGAUACAGCUUCAUAUUUAACAGACAAACAUGUGGGUGGUGUCAGUCCUCUCUUCACACUGUUCCUUUAAUUGUCAGUGUCCGGUAAAGACAAACAAACAAAAAUACCCAGGUAAAGGUGUUGAUCUGGAAUCAACAGUUUAUGUGCUUGCAUCACUUCCUGAUGGCUAAAUCUGUGGGCCAAUGACAGAGGGCGGUGGUAGUUUCAUUUUCUAAGGGUGCUGACAAAAGGCUGUCGUCAUGGCUGGAGAGUGUGUGGAUGGAAAUAUUUUACAUAUCAAACGUUAAUAUAUUCUGUUUAGAAAAAGGUUGUAAAAUGUAUGGAGAAAUAUGAAAUAUACCGUUUUGACAGUUACAAAAGUAUAUAGAUGAUAUUUAAAGCUGUUUCACUGUCGGUCAAGUCAGAGGGUUUAUCAAACAGGGUAUCAUAUGUACAGAGCAGUGAUCUUUGCUGUUUGCACUACAGAGGAAGACAAACUCUCCACUCAUGACAUUAAGCUGUGAGAGAUGGUGUGAAUUAAUAGAUUCAUGGUGGGAUCAUUUCUUAUGAUUUUCAUCUCUUCAGAGAGACUUCAAGAUUAUACAUCCUGACUUUGUAUCGUGCUUCAUUAAUCGUCAGUCAGAUUUUCUCUAAACUCGUCCUCCUUUUUCCUUCACAGUGCUAACAUAUUCUGUGCAAUGCAAAUGAAACAAUUACAAAGCAGAGUAUUGUUGCUAUCUCCUGAGAAAUAAGGAAACUGGAUCUUCCAGUAAUGGCCAUCAAAAAGCUAAAGAGGAUGUUGGUUUGCCCACCAUACUGUUGCACAUAACAGCUUUUUAGUGGUGGAUGUAGCAACUGAAAUCUCUACGCUGGAAUCAGUGUUUGGAUAUCGUCAGGCCAAACGGCGGUUGUGCAAAUGUUUCCUUUAAGUUCUCAGUACGGACUGUAGUUUGGCUUCGGCUCUGUUGAACAUGAGAUCUAGAUGUGUUUACUUUAAAUCAUAUCUGGCUGAAUUUCAUACUUAAAGUUAUAAUCCUGAAGAUUAUUCAUCAUAUCAGACCCCAUUUGUGAUCAUAUUUGUGUUUUUUGAUGCAUUUACGUAAUGCAGUCGCCUCUCUGUAUGGAAGUUUUAAAUGUUACUGAUAGAGAUGAACCAAGGACAGACGCAGCAAACAUGAAAUAAAUGCUGAAUUUUAUGUGACAUUGGAGAAGAAUUGUAGCACAGAUGUAUGCGGAUCCGUAAGGAGACCAAUAUGUCUCAAAUUAAUACACGAAACAAAUGUAAAUGCCAUAUUUCCAUGAUAGAUUUCCAUAAUAUGAGGUUUAACUUGAGCUCUUUACACCUCUUUAGCAGUGGUUUAAUUAAACAGAAAAAAUUUGUACCAAUGACUGGAAACGGACAUGAUCUGCAAAAUCUUGAUGAUUUUCUGGAGAUUUUCCUGAAUUUUGCACCCUAUUUAAAUGGAAACCUGCCUUUUGUUGACUGUCUUCAUUAAAACACUGAGGCAAUACAUCUUUGUUUAGUUGCUCUGUUAACAUACGCAUGCAGGUUUCAGACCACACUCUUGGAGCUGCAUUAUUAAUCCCACCAGUAACUACAGAUGUUGCCAAAUCCAGCGUGACUUGAAUCUUAAGGAUUAUAACUUUAAAAUUUCUGUCUGAGUUCCAUCCAAAAUCACAUAAAGUAAUUGCAGGAAGCUUCUAUUCACAGUAGUUUCCUCUCUGACUUUCAUCUGGAUCCAUACCAGUGUCCUUCCACACAUUAACACAUGUACAGCUGUUUAGUGAUGGUGCUCUGUUCUCACCACUGUCUCAAUACAACUCUAUCUACUGUGACGAAACAUUUUGAUAUGUUUGUAAAUUAGUUUUGAAUACGGUAAUCGCCUUCAUCCUUAGUAUUAUUUUUAUAUUCAACAUCAGUACUUUGGUUCCUCCUGCUAACAGCGUUACAUGAGAUGAUUAAACAUCCUAAUGUGCCAUAAAAGUAGAGAUUUACACAGUAUGCCGAAUGACUUCAUCGAAGUUUCAUCGACCAGUUAGUCACUUCAUGAAACAGCCGUGUAAUAUGAAGUGAAUUUUCACGUAAAAUACGAUCACACUGUGUUACUCCAGAUUUAUCAUCAUGAAACUGCAACAUCCACCACGUUUCCCCUGAUUUAAAACAGGAACUUAAACAACACAGUAAAAAAACAGUGAGUUUUUUUCCAUUUUAGAUCUGAUGGGGGAUUUCUCAGAUUUGUGUACUGUAUAUCCACAGCAUCAUACCCAGGAGCCUCAUCCACCCUCUCUCUUCCUCUCUUGCAGUUCAGCUGAUGUUGUCAAAUAUAUUAAAUGACAGUAAAAAUUAUAUUAAUUCCUGUAUGAUGGGGAAAAAAUACAUUUCAGUGUUCUGUAUCCUAUGAAUGAUACAAAUAAACUUUGACAUUGCACCUUUGCAAAGGCCUCA